AUGUACCGGCGAAGGGCUCCGACUAAUUCAUCUUCGUCUUCUUCGGCUUCAAGCCUAAAUGCUCCGUUUAAACCCGUCAUUUCUAGACCCCCAAGUAGCUCCUCAGCAACAACCAACAACAAUGAACCUCUUAAGACCUUGGGUUCGUGUGCACCACCACAGCAAAGCAGCCUUAAGAGAAAUACCCCGGAAAACGUAGAUACCAAGUCUGAAAUAAACCCAUCACCAGCAAUAACCCGUGCACCAGGACUUCCUAUAAAACGUAUUAAAUCAGAGACUACCCUGCCUGGAUCUUCUCCCGCACACAGACCUGUAUCAAGCCGAGUAUCCAUCCCAAUCACUAAACCUGCAUCUUCAGCUCAACUUUCAACAUCAACCUUAACUGCAUCAUCAGAUGAGUCAACAAACCAAUACUUUGAGGUUGUCUGGCGUAAAGUCACAGCAAAGAAAAAUAAAACUUGGGACGGAGAUGGACUCUUAACCCUGGCUGCAGACGGCGCCGUGACACUCGAAGGAAGCAAUGGCCGUGUGCUUGCACGCUCACGGGUUCAAGGCAAGCUCUGUGUGGACCAUUUUCUCAAGGUUGGCCAUCUGGAAGUCGAAAUUUCAGCCGUUGUAAGCCCACAAAACAAAGAUACCCUGUUUCUUGCUAAAACAGUGCUCCCCUUAGUCAAAACAAAAGUCGCUCCAAACACAUUCCACUCGCCCCUCGCAAACAAUACCACUCACCAGUCUUCUCUCACCCGCUCGGGAAUCGUCCCAAGAGCAAACCAGGGUAAUGUCCACGGUAUGCGGCACGACCCUAACGAUCCUAACGCCCACGUCUUGCCGCGACCAACAGCCGCACCGCCCCCAGGGAAAUCCGUCAUUGACGUGGUCAUCGAUCCUCUACUCGGAAAAUACCUACGACCGCACCAGGUCACCGGUGUUCAGUUUCUUUACGAGUGUGUUAUGGGGUAUCGUAAUUUCCAGGGCCGCGGCGCGUUGCUUGCUGAUGAAAUGGGGCUGGGCAAAACUCUCAUGACAAUCACUCUCAUCUGGACACUUCUCAAACAAACUCCCAUCGAGGGAAAUCUGCCCACUAUUCAACGUGCCCUUAUUGUAUGUCCUGUCACUCUCAUCAACAACUGGAAAAAGGAAUUCCGUAAGUGGCUCGGACCCAUGCGCAUCGGUGUGUUUGUUGUCGACAGCAAAGCAAACAUCCGUACUUUUGUAGGCAGCAGAGUUUAUCAGGUCGUCAUCGUUGGCUACGAACGACUCCGCAGUAUUUCGCCCUAUCUCAAAAAGGCAUCCAUAGACUUGAUUGUAUGUGAUGAGGGCCACCGCUUAAAGUCGGCAAACAACAAGUCUGCCCAAGCCAUUUUAAGUCUUCCAUCCCAACGCCGCAUCAUUCUCUCAGGAACCCCGAUCCAAAACGAUCUAGGUGAGUUCUUUACUAUGGUUGAUUUUCUAAAUCCAGGAAUUCUUGGCACCUACGCUACGUUCAAAAAGGAAUUCGAGCUCCCCAUUCUUAAGUCUCGCCAACCGGAGGCUCUCUCAAAAGAUAUUGAAAAGGGUCGAGUCCGGUCGGAAGAAUUGUCCAAGCUUACGCGUCUUUUCACUCUUCGAAGAACUGCAGACACUCUCGACAAAUAUCUCCCCCCUAAAACUGAUGCCGUUAUAUUCUGCAGACCUACAACGCGUCAAGCAGAGCUCUACAAAAUGCUUGUUGAAUCAAGUUCCAUUAAAAAGUGUUUGGGCUCAAAUGUUGCUGUAGAUCAUUUACGUGCAAUCACAAUGCUCAAGAAGUUGUGCAACUCUCCAGCGCUUCUCAAAGAUUCAGACUUUGGCGCUCUCAAUCUCCCACCCACUCUGCCCUUUAGUAGUGGCAAGCUCCAGUUCUUGCUCCAGUUUCUGCGCAUUUUGUAUCAAACUACAGAAGAAAAAGUCGUCAUUGUGUCAGGGUAUACUCAAACUCUGGACGUAAUUGAGGAUGCCCUUAACGAAGAACACUUUACGCAGCUACGGCUAGAUGGCAGCACAUCAACCAACAAGCGCCAACCACUGGUUGACAAGUUUAACGCAGCAAACAAUAAAGAUGCUUUUGUUUUCCUUUUAUCGUCCAAAUCAGGAGGCACGGGACUUAACUUGGUAGGUGCGUCUCGGCUUUUCCUUUUCGACACAGACUGGAAUCCUUCAGUUGAUUUGCAGGCCAUGGCACGCGUACACCGUGACGGCCAGAAACGACCAGUGUAUGUGUAUCGUCUGUUGACAACGGGUGCCAUGGACGAGAAGAUUUUCCAGCGACAGAUUACCAAGCAAAGUUUGGCUGAGAGCUUUAUGGACGGACGGCAUGAAAAUGAAGAGAUUGAUAAAACGAAAAAGAAUGGACCCAAAACUCUGAGAAAGUCAUCGGCUGGAGUCACGAUGGGUACAUCCAGCACUAAUUCAUUUUCUUUGGCAGAAUUGCAAGAUUUGUUUACGUUCCAUGAGCACACAAAAUGUCAUACGCACGAUUUGUUAGGGUGCUCGUGCCAGAGCAAACUUCCCAAGGGAGAUGGAACAGGGAACCCUCUUGCAACACGGAACAUGACUUAUGACGAGCAAAUGGAGCUGAGCCAGCAUGCCAAAGAAGCUGCAGAGGAUUCAGAUAGUAGCGCGUGUUUCCUUGGUGGGGAGAAAGAAGAGGAUGACGAUACAGAUGAUGAGCAAGAAAACAAGGACCGCCCAAGUAAAAGGUUUGGCGGAUGGACAACGGCUCGUGAUGUGGUCGAAGGCACAGCACCUGUGCCCGAGGUAGUGCGGGAGCGGGCUAAAGGCAAGAUGAAGGGAUUAUUUGAGUACCGGCACAUUGAUGUGGAUGCAUUUCUUGCACAGCGACAGACUCGGUUGGAAUCCAGUGGGAGUAGUAGUAUUGGGAGUUCUUCUGGAAGUUCUAAGAGUGUUGAGGAGAAUGAGAGAGAUAAAGAAGAAAAAGAAGAGGAGGGGGAGGAAGAGGUUGCGGAAGAUGAUGAAAACAUUGAUGAUGAGAUUUAUAUUGGGGACGCGAUACUUGCUCAAGUCAUAACGGCAGAGAAAAGAGGCCGGAUGGCUGUGAGUUACAUUUUCACGAAAAACUCAAAGAAUAUAGAAACCUAA
Magnusiomyces paraingens is the source of this 3117-nucleotide messenger RNA. RefSeq lists its product as uncharacterized. The transcript has a single exon. Lineage: Eukaryota; Fungi; Ascomycota; Dipodascomycetes; Dipodascales; Dipodascaceae. Gene Ontology annotation, biological process: reciprocal meiotic recombination; double-strand break repair via homologous recombination. Gene Ontology annotation, molecular function: ATP-dependent chromatin remodeler activity; DNA translocase activity; ATP binding. Bases 1 to 3117 code for a protein of 1038 amino acids. The record is from RefSeq and is a predicted model, not a curated record. Gene Ontology annotation, cellular component: nucleus.